GUCAGCAGUGGUUUUAACACAAAAAUGUGUGGAUGUAGUGAUAAGAGCUUUGGUGUCAGACUGGUACACCACAACACAGCAAACCUGACUCGCACUAACUAACACAGUUAGUUUCCCUUUAUAAGUAAUGAAAUUGUGAGUUAAUAAGUUAAUAAAUAGUUAAUAUGUAGUUCCCAGAAUUUCAAGACACCGAGGACAGUUUCUGUAGAAUUUUAACAAACAAACAACCAAGAAAGUAACUUAAAUUUGAAAACCACCAUGCAGCACUAUGCCAUAAGCUUGCCACCCAUUCCCAGCUCUGGUGAUAAAGUGCCCCUCUGUGUGGAAUGAGCUAACAGUGGGCUAGCAUGAAGUGUGCCCUGGUAGCUCAAGUGUUUCUCUGCAGCCACAGAGCUAGCAGGAAGUGCAGCUUCGGUGCCUCUCCACUCAUCUCAUCAAUGCAGCUUUCAUUCUCCCUCAGUGGGGCAAGAUGGAAGCUGUACAAAAGGACCACUGGUACUUCAUGGUACUCCUUAUCUUUCUCCCCUUUCUUAAAGUUACCAUCCAACAGAGAGAGGCUACUGUCACUGUUCGUCUAGAGGAGGGGAUGGUUCUUGGAUGUUUGUGCCCCUGGGACGGCAACUUCAGCAUGGUGUCCUGGACCAAGGUACCAGACAAGAAUCCCAUAGCCGUUUUCCACCCAGAAUACGGAGUGGCCUUCUCUCACCUCUACCGGGAGAGGAUCGAGUUCCUGAGGACCACGCCCAUGGACGGCAGCAUUACCAUGAGGAACGUCACUCACCGGGACGUCGGCCUUUACCACUGCUCUGUUCAGACCUUCCCUCAAGGCUCCUGGAGCAGGAAUAUACGGAUCGAUGACUCAAAUGAGCCAUUGGAAAAUGAAAACACCGAGACCCCCACCCCGGAGGUGAUUGAGGCCGACACAGAGGUGGUAGCGAAGCGGAACGACAACCUUACCAUCAGCUGUAACCACGAACACAAUGGUACCGUUUACCAGGUUGUGGUGGAGAGGCUGCCUCACGGUCAGCCCUGGGACAUCAUAGGAAUGUGCAAGGUGGUGGACGGGGGCCUGGUGGGCGAGGAUUUCACCGAGAGGGGCAGGGUGAGCUGUGCCGACAGCCUGGAUGUCAGUCUGCAGCUCACAGACGUGACGGAGGAAGAUGGAGGCUUCUACCGCUGUCACUUCAGCACCGACGCUGGAGUGCAGACCACAACUGUGCUGCUCACCGUACCCAGCCCAGGUGAAUUCAGCCUGUCUGUGUACAUGAUGUAUAUUUACACUGGGGCUGGACUUGCUGGGCUCACUCUGCUCAUUGUCAUCCUCAUUCUGGCAGUGCGGCUUGGGAAGAAGAACAGGAGAGAGGAGUACCGAGUCAAACUGCAUCCAUCUCAGAGACAGCCCAACUACUAUGAGAACAUCCCCAUGCAUGGCAGAAUGGGAAAGAAGCCCAAGCACAGGAGAGAUUGCCCAGUUUAUGCCAACCUCCAGGUUGUACAAUCGCACAAGACCAAGAGAGUGUCGGCUUUAUGAUAUAUGCAUACACAUAAAUGUGAUAUAUGAGAUGAUGUGAUUGUGUGAGCUUUGUCAAGUUGUCAUCGUGCCUUCGGCUUUUAAGAGGCAGGGCGGAGGAAUGAGCCUGUGAGUAAAAACAGACUUGUUAUAUUCACAAGCACCCAAGGCUGUUUUUCCAUAUGCUUUCUCAUAAGGUUUUUUUUUUUUUUUUUUAAGCUCACUUAUUUAACAGGGUUGAAUAUUUUGUCAAUAAGCUACAGUGAUCCAGUGGUUUACCAUUCCGACAAUGAUUAGUGUUUAUACAGUGGUUUGUCAUGCUGAGUUACACACUCACCUGCAUGCUAUUGUAACUGUAACAGAUGAUAAUUUUCUCCACCUUCCACUCUGGAUAAUGUGGUUCACUCACAGGGUAGAACUUCUAUACAUGUUAGAGGCAUGGGAGGUUUGUUUGGAUCCAGCCCUGCUCCCACUAAUCAAAUGUAACAUGUACUGUAUAAUUACCGUCGAGCAACGUUUGUUUGGGCAAAACAAUGCACAGAAAAUUACCAUCACAAUAACCCUCGUACGGAAAAGCAGACAAAAGGCGGUAUAAUCAUUCCUUUCACUUUCAUAACUCCCAUGUAAAACCAUUGACAAAAGCCUGUAUAAUUGCCCUCCUUUUACUUUCAUCCCCCCUGGUUUCCAUUCAAAGCUUGACAAUGGUGUCUAAUCAUCUGACAAAGAAGAAAAGCAGUCACUCAGCACUGUACCAUCACUCGAGACUGUUGCAUUCCCUAAGGUUUCUCUGUCUAGGAUGGCUGCAUUGUAGUUACAGCAAGCUCUUGUGAAAGCUGAACUCUAAUUAGCUAAUCCUGCGCUCUAGUUUCGAGCUCCUCAUGGUUAGUGUAUCUGAUGAAUGUGUGGACUUGGUUUUUUUUCCCUCGCUAUGCUUUGCACAAUUCAUUUCUGUUCAAAACUAUUUAAAACGGGUAAUAGGCCAAAGCCACUUUUAUCAUAAGCAGUGACAAGUUUACCAAAUUCAUAUUUAAUUAUCUUCACACAGUGGCUUGAGCUAACUUCCGUAUAUGCAACUGUAAUAUAAUUUAAUAUUGUAGUAUUAUAGCAGUGCUACUCUGUAAUCUAAUUAAUUUAUCUCCAUAGAAAUGGAGGCAGUGGCACAGGGAGUAAUGGCUCCUCUGCUAGAAGACAACACAAAUGUGGACGAAGAGUAAAAAUGGAAUAAAAAGGGACAAUGUAGUUUGGAAUCACGGGUUUUUGCCUUCAUCCAUUUGUCGUCUUGUUUCCGGCCAUACAGUAGGAGCUGAAAAUAUUGUGUUUGAGUGUUUUACUUCUGAUACUGUGUGUGACCAGAAAUACUGAUACCGAUGUGUGACUGUUAAUGACCCUAUGUGGUAAAAAAAUAAAUAAAUAAAACACA
Myripristis murdjan (pinecone soldierfish) is the source of this 2930-nucleotide messenger RNA. RefSeq names its product CD226 molecule (gene cd226). Gene Ontology annotation, molecular function: cell adhesion molecule binding. Lineage: Eukaryota; Metazoa; Chordata; Actinopteri; Holocentriformes; Holocentridae. Gene Ontology annotation, cellular component: external side of plasma membrane. Gene Ontology annotation, biological process: cytokine production; positive regulation of immunoglobulin mediated immune response; positive regulation of natural killer cell cytokine production. The coding region runs from base 470 to 1531 and encodes 353 amino acids. The record is from RefSeq and is a predicted model, not a curated record. The transcript is spliced from 6 exons.